CAAGUGUCCGCAGCUCAAGUAAAGGCCUGCCAGUGGACGGAAACGCAGUGCUUGUGUCUUGUGUGGAAAGACAAAUACAACAACUUGCUGCGACGAUUCGUAUGAUUCUGCACUUAAAUUGUCUGUUCAUCUUUUAGGAGGAUAUUUGAAGGUGAAGUUCUUCUUGAAUGCCCAGGAUACAGUCAGUACGGUUUUCAUCAUGAACAGGAAUAAGCGCGAGAAAGAAUAUUACAGCAUAGAUGUAGGAGAUUCAACGUUCACCGUUUUGAAGCGCUAUCAGAAUUUAAGACCAAUCGGCUCUGGAGCACAAGGCAUCGUCUGCUCAGCGUAUGACCACGUCCUUGAUCGAAAUGUUGCAAUUAAGAAACUCAGCCGACCCUUUCAAAACCAAACUCAUGCCAAACGGGCCUACAGAGAACUGGUCCUGAUGAAAUGCGUCAACCACAAAAACAUAAUUGGCUUACUACAUGUGUUCACGCCACAGAAGACACUUGAAGAGUUUCAGGAUGUUUAUCUGGUGAUGGAGCUGAUGGAUGCAAACCUGUGUCAGGUCAUUCAGAUGGAGCUGGACCACGAGAGGCUGUCCUACCUGCUCUAUCAGAUGCUCUGCGGCAUCAAACACCUGCACGCUGCUGGCAUUAUACACAGGGAUCUGAAACCCAGUAAUAUAGUAGUGAAAUCCGACUGUACGCUGAAGAUCCUGGAUUUCGGUCUGGCCCGAACGGCUGCAACCGGCCUCCUCAUGACUCCUUAUGUUGUGACGCGCUAUUAUCGGGCCCCAGAGGUUAUCCUGGGCAUGGGUUAUCAAGCCAACGUGGAUAUUUGGGCUGUUGGCUGCAUUAUGGCAGAGAUGGUGCGGCACAAAAUCCUUUUUCCAGGGAGGGACUAUAUUGACCAGUGGAAUAAAGUGAUCGAGCAGCUCGGCACACCGUCACAGGAGUUCAUGAUGAAGCUGAAUCAGUCUGUGAGGACGUACGUGGAGAACCGGCCUCGCUAUGCGGGAUACAGCUUUGAGAAGCUCUUCCCGGACGUGCUCUUCCCUGCAGACUCUGACCACAACAAACUCAAGGCGAGUCAGGCACGAGACUUGUUAUCCAAAAUGCUGGUAAUAGAUGCAUCUAAGCGGAUCUCUGUGGACGAGGCGCUCCAGCACCCCUACAUCAACGUGUGGUACGACCCAUCAGAGGUGGAGGCACCGCCACCAGCGAUCACGGAUAAACAGCUCGAUGAGAGGGAACACUCAGUGGAAGAGUGGAAAGAGCUCAUAUAUAAGGAAGUGCUGGAAUGGGAGGAGCGAACAAAAAACGGGGUGAUCCGAGGACAGCCGGCCUCGCUAGGUGCAGCAGUGAGCAGUGACUCCCAUGAGCCCUCGACGUCGUCCUCCUCCGUAAACGAUGUGUCGUCCAUGUCCACCGAGGCCACGCUGACCUCAGACACGGACAGCAGUCAGGAGACGUCCAAUGGAGCGCUGCGCUGCUGCAGAUGACCAUCCUCCUUCAACUUCUAUCACCCUCCAAAAUCCUCCAUUGUCCUCCAUCGCCCUCCAUUACCCUCCAAAAUCCUUCAUUGUCCUCUGUCAUGAUUCUUCAUCCUCCAAAAUCCACCAUCGCCCUCCGAAAUCCACCAUCGCCCUCAAAAAUCCUGUCACCCACCAAAAUCCUCCAUCUUUCUCAGUUACUAUACAAAAUCCUCUGUCGCCCUCCAAAAUCCUCUGUCGCUUUCAAAUCCUCCAUCCUCCUUUGUUACCAUCCUUCAGCACCCUCCAAAAUCCUCUAUUCUCCUUUGUUACCCUCCAAAAUCCUCGAUCAUUCUCCAUCACCCUUCAAAAUCCUCCUCCGUUACCCUCCAUCCUCCUCCAUCACGCUCCAAAAUCCUCCAUCACCCUCCAAAAUCCUCCAUCGCCCUUCAAAAUCCACAGUCACCCUCCAUCACUCUCCAAAAAUCCUCCAUCACCCUCCAAAAUCCUCUAUUCUCCUUUGUUACCCUCCAAAAUCCUCGAUCAUUCUCCAUCACCCUUCAAAAUCCUCCUCCAUCGCCCUCCAAAAUCCUCCAUCGCCCUUCAAAAUCCACAGUCACCCUCCAUAACUCUCCAAAAAUCCUCCAUCACCCUCCAUCACCUUCCAAAAUCCUCCAUCGCCCUUCAAAAUCUACAGUCACCCUCCAUCGCCCUACAAAAUCCACCAUUGCCCUUCAAAAUCCACCAUUGCCCCCCAAAAUCCUCCAUCGCCCCCCAAAAUCCUCCAUCGCCCCCCAAAAUCCUCCAUCGCCCCCCAAAAUCCUCCAUCGCCCUUCAAAAUCCUCCAUCGGCCAUCAAAAUCCUCCAUCGCCCUCUAAAAUCCUCCAUCGCCCACUAAAAUCCUCCAUUAUCCUCCAAAAUCCUCCAUUAUCCUCCAAAAUCCUGUCACUUCCACAAUCCUCCAUCACCCCCAAAAUCCUCCAUAAUCCUCGAAAAUCCUCUCAUUGCCCUUCAGAAUCCUGCAUUCUCCUCCAUAACCCUCCAAAAUCUUCCAUCCUCCUCCACCACCCUCCAAAAUCCUCCAUCCAUCCUCCUCAAACUCACAAGCUCUUGUCAAUUCAAAAGUGUAAGAGUGGCGCUGAGAGUUUUUUUGAGGGCACCUUAAAGGCUUUUACACCAAACCAGCAUUACUUUCAUUGCUUUCCUGUUUCCUGUCUUUAAUUUUGCAUCAAAUUGAAGCUACUGCUAUGUCGUCUUGCCAUUCGGAUGUGGAAUGAUUCAAGUUUAUUUGUAAAGAAAAAUGGUGAAUAUAUUUUUUCGAGAUGUUUUAUUUUUUUGAGAGUCGUUUUAAUCACUAAUGAGAGUGGAGGUUCAUUAAAUGGCACGUCCAUUUUUUUUUUGGACAAGUGAGUAUUUCCACACUGUUACUACUGCUUUGGAGUAUAAAAGGCAUCUGUAUGUUCGGCUGCGUUUUUGUUUUGUUCUGAUUUAAUUUAUGGCCUGUGUAACUAAAUCACAAUUAGUUGAACGUUUUAUUUGGUGGUCUUACAGAAUCACACUUUAAAGUGCUUUUUUAGGGUCUGUAAGCUGAUUUUUCCUCUAAUUUCCGCACACAAGAUUUACUUCUCGUAGUAUUCUCCCUGUUAAAACGCAUUUGGGUGUUUAGAAGUCACAUUAUGUAAUCUAUCCUGUACAUAUUUCAUCUAGAACCACAGAAAACUCCCAGCUUUCAUUCCGCUUCAGCUGUACAGUCACAGCUCUUCAUGUCUGAACACUUCAAUAUAUAAUAUGAAGCCCAUGCCAGGUUUUUAGCCCAUGCAUACAAAAUGCUUUCGAUUUCCAGUUCUGAUUUUGAAUUUAUAACCAAUAUGCAUACAGCUAUGUGGUCUUAUCCAGUAUGCAUUAAGACACAGAACUGAUUUACUGGAUGCAGCACUCAUGCUAAAUGAAUGAAUGAAUGAAUGAUAAUGAAUCCAAAAGGAGCAUGAAAAAUUAACGCAAAGUUUCUCUUGAAUUUUUCUUUGUUUCUAGUAAAAUAUGUAAACAUUGCUUAAAUGUGAUGGGUUUUAUACAGUAUUGUUCAAAGUAAUAGCAGUACAACGUGACUAAGCAGAAUAAUCCAGGUUUUUAGUAUAUUUUUUUUAUAGCUACAUGGCAAACAUGUUACCAGUAGGGGCAGUAUAUUCUCAGAAAACAAACAAGACCCAGCAUUCAGGAUAUGCACGCUCUUAAGGCUGUGCAAUUGGGCAAUUGGUUGAAAGGGGUGUGUUCAAAAAAAUAGCAGUCUGGCAUUCAAUCAGUGAGGUCAUCAAUUUUGUGAAAAAAAAAAAAACUGGUGUGAAUCAGGUGGUCUCUGUUAAAGGAUGAAACCAGCGCUUGUUGAACAUUCAUUUGAAAGCCUGAUGCUGCGUUCACACUGUUAAACAUUCUAAGUUUACUCGCUUCAUUCGCUCGUCAAAUUCACUUCACAGUAAACAUGGAUUCGCGUCAUGGGCAGGGCUUUUGUCUGCCUGGGGACUCUAGUUUCGAUGCUAACAUGGAUUUUAUUGAGAGAGUUGCUGUGCUUUAGGAAGGCUGAAAAACAGCGUAGAUUUGUUUGGCGCCGUGUCUGAGUCCGCUAGAUCCUUUCGGAGGUGCACCAGCUCUGUGAGUUCAUCAACUCCUCCAGAGUAUACCUGAAUGAUUGAGGCUUUCAACGGUGCUUCCGACUAAGCCGAGCCCAGUUUGAUGAGCUGUUGUUCGGUGUCGGCAGGAGGAUUUCCCCUUGGAACAUCAACAACAGGCACUAGGUCAUAAUCAAACCCUUACAAGAGAAAGCUACUGAUUGGUUAACAUGGCGCAAAUGUCCGCUGGUGUUCAUAUUUUCCAACUCGAGCGAUUCAUUCAAUUCACCUUUAUUUGUAUAGCGCUUUUACAAUGUAGAUUGUGUCCAAGCAGCUUCACAUAAAAGCUCAUAGUAAAUAGGAACAGUGUAGUUCAGUUUUCAGAGUUUAAGUUCAGUUUAGCUCAGUUCAGCGUGGUUUAAUAAUCACUACUGAGAGUCCAAACACUGAAGAGCAAAUCCAACGAUGCGCAGCUCUACAGAUCCCGAACCAUGCAAGCGAGAGGCAACAGCGGAGAGGGAAAAAAAACUUCACUAAUUGGCGAAAGUGAAGAAAAAAAACCUUGAGAGAAACCAGGCUCAGUUGGGCACGAUAAUUUUAAUUUCUCCACUGGCCAAACAUCUUAUGCAGAGCUGCAGUCUCAGCGGCGGAGGCUGGAAGCUGGCCUCAGCGAAGACUCGUCUAUCUUUGGAGCAUCACAGGAAUCAGUCUCAUGUUCUCCACUCCUCCAUGACCACCAGAGUAGCUGCUCUGGAUACGGCCCGGUCCAGGAUAUGGAAACCUUGGGAUCAUCUCGUCGUUGGUCUUAGAUCGAAUCAGUGACUCUGCAUAGUCUGAGGGCCUCGGGAAGAGUAUCCCCAGGUGGAAAUGGAGAGGAUAAAAUUGGGGAGAUGUGAUCAAAUUUUCUAGACCUGGAUUUGCGCGAAUUGCAUUAUUCGUGCCUCCUCAUUUGAGCAUAUCGCUCUGCAGGAUGUCUAUUCACAUCUUUGCAUUGACUUAACAUGUAAAUCACUCGCGCUUGAUGCUUCAUCCACAUUUGGUAUGAACGCAGAAUAAGGCAAAUGGGUCAUUCAAGACAUUGUUCGGAAAACCAGCAUACUUUGAUUAAAAAGUUGAUUGGAGAGAGGGAAAAACCUAUGAAGAGGUGCAAAAAUAUAUAGGCUGUUCAGCUAAAUGAUCUCCAAUGCCUUAAAAUGGAGGGCAACACCAGAGAGAGAUGGAAGUAAAUGCAAAGGUUCAGCGAAUGAUCAGUUCCAGGAUGAUCAGAGACACUCUGGAGUUACCUGCAAGUACUGUGACCGUUAGAAGAUGUCUGUCUGAAGCUAAUCUAUUUUCAAGAAUUAAUAUUUUUUGAACACACCCCUUUCAACCAAUUGCCGAAUUGCACAGCCUUAAGAGCGUGCAUAUCAUUAAUGCUGGGGUCUUGUUUGUUUUCUGAGAAUCUCCUGCACCUACUGGUAACUUGUUUGCCAUGUAGCUAUAAAAACAGUUCUAAAAUCCUGAGUUAUUCUGGUUAGUCGUGUUGUACUGCUAUUAUUUUGAACAUUUUGAGGGAGAAAAGUCAACGUUUAAAUAUUUUACUGGCAAACGAGACAAAAAUACUAUCAAGACAAAUGUAAUUGGCUACAUUUUUCCAUUGUAAUAUUAAGAGAAAAACAUUUGCCUAUGUAAUGUUUGAAAUGUAAUAUGUGUACAUAACUGGUGUAUGUAGUGUAAAUUAUGCUCAUCCUACUGUACACUUGAUGUAAAGAGUACAACAUGACCCUAAUGAGUUAAAUCCAUCGCUAAAUUUUCAAAAACGCCACUCAUCAUUGGGUUAUCCAUGGUUUUUGAUUGGCUUUCAAAAGGGAGAAAGUGCCUGAGUCCAGCAUCGAUUUCUGAACGAUCAGAAAGGAGAAAUUUGGGUGAGGUUUUCCAAAGUAAUCCUGUUCAUGUUGGAGUGUCUAUUUUUCUAUCGAUCGAAGAUUGAAGGUCUUUGGGGUAUGUUGAGAAUGUGAUUGGACGUUUUCCUCAAGCAAGGUCUUUCAUCAAAGUAAAUUGGAACUUUAUUCGGUAUGCGUGUUUGGUUUGUGGCUUUAUUUUCUUUACGGAAAUAUGCAAGGAUUAAAUAUGUGGGAACUACGUUUCCCAUGAGGCAAUGCUAUCGAAUGUACAUGCGUAUGUGUAUGGUGUUCGAAGGACAUGGAAGGUUUGCGUAGCGAUUGGCAGGCGUUUUAUUUUAGUCUCAUCCUUCAGUCAUGUUUAUUUCCAUUUUAAGUGCUCUUAAAUAUUUUCUUUGCUCUCUUUAGGCACGUCAAGGAAUUUUAAUACUCAUUUUUUUUCCUCAGUUGCAUUUACUUCUACAUCAUCUCUCAAACAUGUUAUGAUUCAGAUCAAAGUAGGCUUUGAUGAACUACCUCACUCCAAAUUUCUACAGAUUUUCUUUUUUUUUUUCGCGACGUAGCUGACCGUAAGAUAGAUGUUAAUACAGAUUUCAUUAUUUAUUUAUUUCUAAAGUGAACUAUUGUCAAUAUUAGGCGACGUGUAGUUUUGUACAUUAUGUAUACUUCACCUAGAAGUAAAAGAACUGAAAUGUAAAUUUGAUCUCUUUGUUGAAUUUUUUUUUUCUUUGUACUCAUUUUUUUACAGUUCAUGUGCAAUACCCACUGCUGUCAUGCUAGUUGUAAUCGAUAGAUCUAGACUUAUUAGUUUUACGUACCCAGAGGUAGAGAUAUGUUUGGUACUGUCAGAGAAAUGUAAUGUUUUUGUCUUUUUAAACCUGAAUUUUGUUUUGUUUUGUCAAUGUUGACCUGUUUUACCAAAAAUGAAAAUCUGUGGCUGAUGUUAGCAAGGUGUUCAGUUUAGCUCCUGGACUUUUGAGUCCAGUUCAAAAGCAUCUGUAAAUUAUCCAGCGUGUUAAGAUUUGGUGCUGGUAUGUAAUAUUUGCUAGCAGUGCCAGCCCAACAGUUAGUUAUUCAAUUGCUAGUUCUGUGCGCACUAAACCGCAUACGGACAAUGAGACGUGCACUACUACAAAGAAUGCACUGGGAUCUUAUGAUGCCAAUUGUACAUGUACUGCAAAUAAACACCAGUUUGAAUCAGAA
Messenger RNA from Danio aesculapii, 7142 nucleotides. It is a transcript of the gene mapk8b, whose product is annotated as mitogen-activated protein kinase 8b. Lineage: Eukaryota; Metazoa; Chordata; Actinopteri; Cypriniformes; Danionidae. Gene Ontology annotation, molecular function: JUN kinase activity; ATP binding. Gene Ontology annotation, biological process: protein phosphorylation; JNK cascade. The record is from RefSeq and is a predicted model, not a curated record. Gene Ontology annotation, cellular component: cytoplasm; nucleus.